CCUUCAUAAAAGCAAAAGCCAGAAUCUUAUUGCGAGAUAUAGCGCUGGUGGGCGGGCGAAGGAGAAAAGCUGCGUCUGUCGUUGGUUUCAAUGGCGGAUUUGGAAAAGCAAGAUGGGGCCGAGGAGGAGGAGAGCUUGAUAGAGGGAAUGGCGGUGUUGGAUUUUGACCUGCUGUGCUCCUCCGUCGCGUUGCAGACCCAGGGGAAAUGGAGGCAGCUUCAAAAUGGUGAAGAUCUUGGUCGGGAUGGGGAAAACGGCGACUUAGGGGGAGUUUUUAGGAUGUGGGAAGGGGAGGUUUUUCUCGAUUGCUUCGAUGACCGCCGCAUCGCUCUCGAAUCCGCUUGCUGCCCAUGCUACAGAUUCGGGAAGAACAUGAAGCGGGCUGGUUUCGGUUCUUGCUUUCUUCAGGGAAGUGUAUAUUUCAUUCUUGCUCUCAGUGUCUUUCUCAACUUGAUUGCCUUUAUUGUGACCAAGCGGCAAUGCUUCCUUUAUUUGGCUAUUGCUUUCACAAUAUCAUUUGGAGCAUAUAUGGGCUUCUUCCGUGCACAGAUAAAAAGAAAGUUUAACAUCAAGGGUAAGGAUAGCUUCUUGGAUGAUUGGAUAUCCCAUCUUUUCUGCCCUUGCUGCACAUUGUCUCAGGAAUCUCGAACAUUGGAGAUGAACAAUGUCCAUGAAGGAACUUGGCAUGGUCGUGGUGAUACAAUAUGCAUAGGUAGCUAUAGUGAAGGGAGCAACAUUGAACUACACCCUCCUCUUGUGUCAACCAAGUCUCCUGAUCCCUACUUCAUGGAAAAGAGUUUGAAUGGUGUUAAUCAUGCUUAAACUAGGGAAGCGGUCUGCAUGUCUGGAGACCUUGGCACCUUCAUUCCAGCGUCUGCUGCAACACACUGAUAACCCAUUUAAUUUACUGUCAGAUGGAAGGAAAAUACUUUAGCUGUUCUUGCAGCUUGGACUUGGAAAUACAGAUUUCUGGAUGUCAAAUGGUGACCAAUAUACAAGGAGAGACAACAUGGCUUAGUAGCAUAUAAGAAAACUUCCCACAUUCUAGCAAUAUGAGGAGUUUCAAUGACACCCUUGUUCUCUGUAUGUAAUUUAUUGAAGUCAUCAUUAGAUUUGUUAAGAGAACCUUGAAGCUAUACCUCAUUCAUCUUACAUUGUUCAUUUGGGUAAUGCCCUAUGCAAAGCCCAUGCUGUGCUGUGAUUAUUUCGUGCAUCAAUCUCACGAAAAUCUCUAAAGAAAAGCGGUUGACUUGUUGCCUGUUUCAUGUGGCUUGUUUAAGGAAAAAUGCAGCUUCUACUCUGCAUUUUGUGUUGUCUUUGGUCCUAGUUUGGCUCGGACCUUCUUUUCUUUUUUUUUUUUUUUCAUACAAUAAUGUCGAGUUGUCUGAUUCGAUGUUGAUUUGUUUAUUUGCUAACCUCAUCAAUUUGAAUUGGAAGACCAAGUUGUCUCUAUUUUAUAAGAAAGAUUAAAGUUCUUUUCCACAGGAUUGGGUCAUAUAUAGCUAGCUUUGUCUCUAUUUUAUAAAAAGAAUACAAGGUUUCUUCCACAGGAUUAGGUGAUAUCUAGCAAGCUUUAAGGCCUCUGGAAUGCAUUGGAAAAUCUAGUUGGCCUUUUGAAUUGCAGCAAUGACACCAAACACGCGAGAACAGAACUCUGAGGAGAGGUGCUCGGACUCCUGAAGAAGAUUAGAAGUUGAUAGCUUACUUUCAGAAAUAUGGCGUCUGGAACUGGACAGAGACUCCAAAAUAUGCAGGUUUUAAGAAAGAAUUGGAAUUUUC
Rubroshorea leprosula is the source of this 1779-nucleotide messenger RNA. NCBI's taxonomy places the organism in Eukaryota, Viridiplantae, Streptophyta, Magnoliopsida, Malvales, Dipterocarpaceae. The record is from the annotation of a GenBank genome assembly.